Molecule: messenger RNA, 1258 nt
Organism: Penaeus chinensis
Lineage: Eukaryota; Metazoa; Arthropoda; Malacostraca; Decapoda; Penaeidae
Product: caspase-1-like
Exons: 7
Coding region: 140-1012 (290 amino acids)
Biological process (GO): proteolysis
Molecular function (GO): cysteine-type endopeptidase activity
Source: RefSeq, a predicted model, not a curated record
GUGAAGUGUUCCACGAGGUUGAAAGGGAGUGUAUGUGAGUUCCUUCCUGAACUCUCGCCUUUUUGUCUUUGAAAGCAACAUCAAACAACAAUAAUCGUAAUUAAUAUUCUUAGACAAGAUUGACGUGAAAGUUCAUACAAUGGAAAAGGCACAAGAUGGCAGCGACGGCAGAAAUUUAGGUUAUGCAACUUGGGAUCAAGACCGCCCUGAUGCGCCCAUGCCCGUAGGACCGAAGGAACCAAAUUAUAACAUGCAGCAUAAAAAACGAGGCCAUGCUGUCAUCCUUGCAUAUGAAAACUUUUCAAGCUAUGGGCCACCAAGACGGAGCUGCGCUGAAAAUGACGUAGACAUUGUCACGGCUGCUUUCAAGAAGCUGAAAUUUACUGUCCGGACUUCCUGGGACCUGAAGAGGGAUGACUUUCUGAAAGUUCUCAAGCAAGAGAGCCUGAGCGAUCACUCUGACCAUGACUGCCUGGUGGUGGUUCUGAUGUCUCAUGGAGGCGUCGACGACAUGAACAAUGAAUUCAUCUAUACUUACGACCACAAGGUCAUGACAUCGGAGUUGUGGAAAAACUUCACGCCGGAAAAGUGUCCGACGCUUGCUGGGAAACCGAAGAUGUUUUUUCUCCAGGCUUGCCGAGGAGAGGGCGUCGACAAAGGCGUUCGCUUACUGAAACCAAAAGCGAUGCGAGUGCAGACCGACAGUCUGCCAGUCGAGCAAGACUAUGCCAUUCCUUUGCAUGCUGACAUGCUCAUUAUGUGGGCAUCAUACAUAGGAACGUUUGCCUUCAAGUCAGGCAACAACGGCCUCAACGGGAGCGUAUUCCUGCACUACCUUUCCAACGUCCUGAGCGAGGACGGCGAUAAGCAUGACCUCGCAACCAUGCUCCUUCGAGUGACCCGGGAAGUCGCUGUCUGCUACGAGUCUUACGUCCCGGGGAGCCAACUCGAUAGGAACAAGCAAAUCCCUUACACGGUAUCUACGCUCAUGCGCAAGGUCUUCUUUAAUUAAAUGAAGUAGAGUGUUAACUAAAUCAUGGUUUGUGUAAAAAGUAAUGAAACAAAUGUACCAUAUACACGAGAAAAUGGGGCCUGUUGUAACUCUCUGUAACUUCCUCUAUCCACCAUCUAUUAGUUGACCAUGACGAAUCAAACAUGCGUCGGCUUUCGAGGAUGGCACAUGGGUAACAAAUAAAAGCCUUUUUUUUUAUUGACAUUGUUAAAAGAGAGAGAGAGAGAGAGAGAGAGAGAGAGAGAG